This is a messenger RNA of Nipponia nippon (crested ibis), 2961 nucleotides long. NCBI's taxonomy places the organism in Eukaryota, Metazoa, Chordata, Aves, Pelecaniformes, Threskiornithidae. The record is from RefSeq and is a predicted model, not a curated record.
AUGCCCCCGUGGCUGGUGCCUGCCCUGUGUGUCCUGCUGGCACCGCAUCGUCCCCGCUGGCACUGCCGCGGCUUGGACCUUGCCCCUGGUGCCUCGACGGCCAGCGCUGGGGGGGUCCCCCCCACCUUGGAGGGAGGGUGCUUGCUUGGCGAGCUGCUGCGGCACAAACCAGGAAGGGACAAGCGGCAGGAGCACGGCAGCGUCUCCGACGAGGCCCCUCGGGGAGCUGCCUUCCUGGGAGACAUCGCCCUGGAUGAGGAGGACCUGCAGCUCUUCCAGGUGGACCGGGUGGUGGACCUGGCACGCCACACCAUCACACGCCUGCCCACCAACUCCUCAGGUACCACCGCGGUCCCGGCCCUCCGGGAUGCCUCCAUCCCCGGAGGCUGCCCGCACUCACCACCCCACUCCCCGCAGGCAGCCACGCCACCAGCGCCAGCCCGCGGCCGGGCCACCCACCACCCCGCCCGGGCCCUUUUUUUUAUCAGCGGCAACUUCAGCGGCAGCCAGCGAGCCAUCUUCCGGCAGGCGAUGCGGCACUGGGAGAAGCACACCUGCGUCACCUUCCUGGAGCGCAACGACGAGGACAGCUACAUCGUCUUCACCUACCGCCCCUGCGGGUGCUGUUCCUAUGUGGGCCGCCGAGGAGGGGGACCCCAGGCCAUCUCCAUCGGCAAAAACUGUGACAAAUUUGGCAUCGUGGUGCACGAGCUGGGCCACGUCAUCGGGUUUUGGCAUGAGCACACGCGUCCUGACCGGGAUGACCAUGUCUCCAUCAUCCGGGAGAACAUCCAGCCAGGGCAGGAGUACAACUUCUUGAAGAUGGAGCCAGAGGAGGUGGAGUCGCUGGGCGAGACGUACGAUUUCGACAGCAUCAUGCACUACGCCAGGAACACCUUCUCCAGGGGCAUCUUCCUCGACACCAUCCUGCCCAAGUACGAUGUGAACGGGGUCCGGCCUGCCAUCGGCCAGCGGACACGUCUGAGCAAAGGGGACAUCGCCCAGGCUCGCAAGCUCUACCGCUGCCCGGCCUGUGGGGAGACGCUCCAGGACAGCCAGGGCAACUUCUCCUCCCCUGAGUUCCCCAACGGAUACUCUGCCCACAUGCACUGCGUCUGGAGGAUCUCUGUCACCCCCGGAGAGAAGAUCAUCCUGAACUUCACCACCCUGGACCUCUACCGAAGCCGGCUGUGCUGGUACGACUACGUGGAGGUGAGAGACGGGUUCUGGAGAAAGGCCACGCUGCGAGGCAGGUUCUGCGGGAACAAGCUGCCCGAGCCCAUCAUCUCCACCGACAGCCGCCUCUGGGUCGAGUUUCGGAGCAGCAGCAACUGGGUGGGCAAAGGCUUCUUCGCCGUCUACGAAGCUAUCUGCGGGGGGGACGUGAAGAAGGACAACGGGCACAUCCAGUCCCCCAACUACCCCGAUGACUACCGGCCCAGCAAGGUGUGUGUCUGGAAGAUCACCGUCUCCGAGGGCUUCCACGUGGGCUUGACCUUCCAGUCCUUUGAGAUUGAGCGGCACGAUAGCUGCGCCUACGACUACCUGGAGAUCCGGGACGGCAGCAGCGAGUCGAGCAGCCUCAUCGGGCGCUACUGCGGCUACGACAAGCCAGACGACAUCAAGAGCACCUCCAACAAGCUCUGGAUGAAAUUCGUCUCCGACGGCUCCAUCAACAAGGCGGGCUUCGCCGUCAACUUCUUCAAAGAGGUGGACGAGUGCUCGCGUCCCAAUAACGGCGGCUGCGAGCAGCGCUGCCGCUGCGGCAACACCCUGGGCAGCUACAAAUGCGCCUGCGACCCUGGCUACGAGCUGGCCUCCGACAAGCGCCGCUGUGAGGCCGCCUGCGGAGGUUUCCUCACCAAGCUCAACGGCUCCAUCACCAGCCCGGGGUGGCCCAAGGAGUACCCCCCCAACAAGAACUGCAUCUGGCAGCUGGUGGCCCCCACCCAGUACCGCAUCUCCCUGCAGUUCGACUUCUUCGAGACGGAGGGCAAUGAUGUCUGCAAAUACGACUUCGUGGAGGUGCGCAGCGGGCUGACCGCCGACUCUAAGCUGCACGGCAAGUUCUGCGGCGCCGAGAAGCCGGACGUCAUCACCUCCCAGUACAACAACAUGAGGAUCGAGUUCAAAUCCGACAACACCGUCUCCAAAAAAGGCUUCAAAGCCCAUUUCUUCUCAGACAAGGACGAGUGCUCCAAGAACAACGGGGGCUGCCAGCACGAGUGCCUCAACUCCUUCGGCAGCUACGAGUGCCAGUGCCGCAGUGGCUUCGUGCUGCACGACAACAAGCACGACUGCAAGGAAGGUGGGUCCGCGCCCCAAAACCCCCCCGCAUCCCCGGCAGGACCCCCCCACCCUUGCACCCGUGACCCGCCGCUGUCUCCGCAGCCGGAAUGCGCCUACGACCACCUGGAGAUCUACGACGGCAAGGAUGCCAAAGCCCCGGCGCUCGGCCGCUUCUGUGGAGCCAAAGAGCCCGAGCCCCUCAUCUCCUCCGGCAACAAGAUGUUCCUCAAGUUCGUCUCUGAUAACUCCGUCCAGAAGAAGGGCUUCGAGGCCACCCACACCACAGUGUGCGGGGGCCAGGUACGCGCCGAGGUGAAGACCAAGGACUUGUAUUCACAUGCGCAAUUUGGGGAUAACAACUACCCGGGGGGCUCGGACUGCGAGUGGGUGAUCAUGGCCGAGGAGGGCUACGGCGUGGAGCUCAUCUUCCAGACCUUUGAGAUCGAGGAGGAAGCCGACUGCGGCUACGACUACAUGGAGCUCUUCGAUGGCUACGACGGGACGGCCCCGCGCCUCGGCCGCUUCUGCGGGUCCGGGCCCCCGGAGGAGGUCUACUCAGCCGGAGAUUCGGUGAUGAUCCACUUCCACUCAGACGACACCAUCAACAAGAAGGGUUUCCACCUUCGCUACACCAGCACCAAGUUCCAGGACACGCUGCACACGAGGAAAUGA